Chaetura pelagica (chimney swift) is the source of this 6960-nucleotide messenger RNA. It is a transcript of the gene PIEZO1, whose product is annotated as piezo-type mechanosensitive ion channel component 1. The record is from RefSeq and is a predicted model, not a curated record. The coding region runs from base 1 to 6960 and encodes 2319 amino acids. Lineage: Eukaryota; Metazoa; Chordata; Aves; Apodiformes; Apodidae. Gene Ontology annotation, biological process: regulation of membrane potential; cellular response to mechanical stimulus; detection of mechanical stimulus. The transcript has 48 exons. Gene Ontology annotation, molecular function: monoatomic cation channel activity; mechanosensitive monoatomic ion channel activity. Gene Ontology annotation, cellular component: plasma membrane; endoplasmic reticulum.
AUGGCCUGCAUCUUCCGCUUCAAUGUCCUCUCCUUGGUCUACCUGCUCUUCCUCCUGCUCCUGCCCUGGUUCCCUGGGCCCACCCCGUGCCCUGGUGGAGGUCACGCAGGCCGCCUCCUCAGAGCUCUGCUGGGGAUCAGCAUCCUCUUCCUCCUUGCCCACUUCGUUUUCCAAAUAUGCCUGCACGUGCUGCCCGUCCUGGACCAGCUGCUGCAGCCCAGCUGCAGCAGAUGGGAGACCCUUGCCCGGCACAUCGGGCUCACCAGGCUGGACAUGAACGACCUCCCCAACUCGGUGCGUCUUGUGGCCCCUGACGUUGGCAUCCUGCUGGUCUCAUCCCUCUGCCUGUGCCUGUGCCGCCGCCUUGUCCCCAAGGCCAUCCGUGCCCAAAGGCCAGAGUCCCUGGAGCCACCUGAGCAGGGGGAAGAGGACAACGUGGAGCAGCACAGUGGCCUGGCCAGUGGGGACACACGACUCAGCACCAGGCUAUGGGUGACGGCUCAUUGGCUGCUCUGGGUGGCUGGGAAGGGCCUGGCCAUCGUGCUGCUGGCUUUGGCUGGGAUCAUCCUGCCCUCUGCCGCCUCCAGCGUCUACUACCUGCUCUUCCUGGGGCUGUGCAUGUGCUGCCACCUCCCCACCAGCCGCUGGGCCUUCAACACCUCCUGUGUCCUCAUUGGCCUCUACGCCGCCAGCCACCUCCUCUGCAUCUAUGCCUACCAGACAUCCUUGGUCCAGAGGUUCUUCCCGCCCCCCACGCUCUGGGCACGGUUGUUUGGCUUCAAGGACAUCGUCUUGUACCAGAACUGCUCCCGGCCCAAUGCCAUGGAGGUCAACACCCAGCACUUGUGGUCUGUGUACGCCAACCCAGGCGUCCUGCUCCUGUUGUACUACACCGUGAUCACCCUGGUGAAGCUGCAGCGCCUGGAUGCCAGGCCCAUGCUGUCCCUCAGCACUGGGAAGCCGGGUGGCAACACCGAGAACUGCACCGUCCACUUCGUGGGCCCCUCUCCCCAGCCGGGCCGACCCGACCGCUCCAGCCCCCACUCCCCAAGCCGGGGGGCCUCUUCCCGGGCCGCCUCCCUGAGGCGAGGGAAGCGCCCAGCAGAGCGACUGCCCCUGUACGUCCUGAGCAGAGUCAUCAUGAGGCAGAGCCACGUCUGCGCCCUCAUCGCCAUGAUGGUGUGGAGCAUCAUCUACCACAGCUGGUUGGCCUUCGUGUUGCUGCUCUGGGCUUGCUUCAUCUGGACGGUGCGGAGCCAGCAGCACUUUGCCAUGGUCUGCUCGCCCUUCCUCCUCCUCUACAGCAUCACCUGCGGCUGCCUGCAGUACGUCUGGGCCAUGGACGUGACCCCCGAGCUGCCCACCCACUUCGGCUUCCUGAGCCUCCGUCAGCUGGGGCUGAUCCAUCCUUCCCAUCCCUGUGUGGACCUGGGGGCCCAGCUCCUCCUCACCCUCACCUUCUUCCUGCUGCUGCGUCAGUCUGUUAAGGAGAAGCUGCUAAGUAGGUUGAGCCGGGCCACCUCACUGCUGGAGGUGACUGUCUCGGAUUUAGGUGAGGAGCCCAGCCGGCAGCGGGACAUCCUGAAGGCCCUGAUGGAGCUGGUGAGGGAUUUCUAUGCCAAAUACUGGAUCUGCGUCUGCGCCGGCAUGUUCAUCAUGGUCAGCUUCGCUGGGCGCCUGGUCCUCUACAAGAUCGUCUACAUGUUCCUCUUCCUCCUCUGCCUCACCCUCUUCCAGCUGUACUACAGCCUGUGGCGCAAGGUGCUGAAGGGCUUCUGGUGGCUGGUGGUGGCUUACACCAUGAUGGUCCUCAUCGCCAUCUACACCUUCCAGUUCGAGGACUUCCCCGCCUACUGGAAGAACCUGACUGGUCUCACCGAUGAGCAGUUGGGUGACCUGGGCCUGGAGCAGUACAGCGUCACCGAGCUCUUCUCCAGCAUCCUGAUCCCAGGCUUUUUCCUCCUGGCCUGCAUCCUCCAGCUCCAUUUCUUCCACCGUCCUUUCAUGCAACUCACUGACCUGGAGCGCAUCCCUGCCACCACCCCGCCACGUUGCCACAUCCCCAGGCAUGAGGAGCUGCACGGGAGCCGGCUGCUGCGGGGUGCAGCCGCGGCCGAGGGCACCAGGACUGACUCUGACACUGCCUCACAGGUGCCCACCAAAUGGGGGCUGGUGCUGGAGCGCCUGAUCGUGCUGGGAUGGACCUUCUCAGACAUGCUGACCCGUGGGCAGGUCUUUGUGAGGCGUCUGUUGGAGCUCCACGUCCUCAAGCUGGUGGCUGUCUACACUGUCUGGGUGGCCCUGCAGGAGGUGUCCGUGCUGAACUUCCUGCUGGUGCUGCUGUGGGCCUUUGCCAUGCCCUACUGCCGCUUCCGCCACAUGGCCUCUUGCCUCUCCACCGUCUGGACCUGCAUCAUCAUUGUCUGCAAGAUGCUCUACCAGCUCAAGAUUGUUGACCCCAGCAAAUACUCCAACAACUGCACCCGGCCCGAACUCAACAGCACCAACCUGACCCCGAAUGAACUGGUCAACUCCACGCUGUACCGUGGCCCCGUGGACCCUGCUGACUGGUUUGGCAUCCACAAGGGCUACUCCAACCUGGGCUACAUCCAUAAACACCUCCUGGUGCUGCUGGUGCUGGUGUUCGAGGCGGUGGUGUACCGGCGCCAGCAGUACCACCGCAGGCAGCACCAGCUGGUGGCCCCUGUCACUGAGACCAUCUUUGAGAACAUCUCCCGUCAGCACCUCGACGACAGCCUGGGCAGCUGUGCCAAGUACUUCCUCAACUACUUCUACUACAAGUUUGGCUUGGAGAUCUGCUUACUGAUGACCGUGAACGUGAUCGGGCAGCGGAUGAACUUCCCGGCCAUCCUGCACGGCUGCUGGCUGGUGGUCAUCUGCCAAGCGUGGAUGCUGGGAGGGGACGGGGACCUUCCUCUGACCAUCCUGUUCUGCAGGUCCUACCUGGACAUGGCAAAGGUGGUGGUCUUCCGCUACCUCUUCUGGUUUGUCCUGGUGGUGGUCUUCAUCACGGGGGCCACCCGCACCAGCCUCUUUGGCCUGGGCUACCUGCUGGCCUGCUUCUACCUCCUCCUGUUCGGCACUGCCAUGCUGCGCAAGCCGGCGCAGGCCCGCCUGGUGCUCUGGGACUGCCUCAUCCUCUACAACAUCACCGUCAUCAUCUCCAAAAACAUGCUGUCGCUCCUCUCCUGCGUCUUCGUGCAGCAGAUGCAGGACAACUUCUGCUGGGUGAUCCAGCUCUUCAGCCUGGUCUGCACCGUCAAGGGCUACUACGACCCCAUUGAGAUGGGCAGGGACCACGACUGCUCGCUGCCCGUGGAGGAGGCAGGGAUCAUCUGGGACAGCAUCUGCUUCUUCUUCCUCCUGCUCCAGCGCCGCAUCUUCCUCAGCUCUUACUUUGUGCAUGUCAUGUUCGACCUCCGGGCCUCUUCCCUGCAGGCCUCCAGGGGCGUCGCGCUGUUCAAGGCCAGUGCCCUGAAGAGCAUCCGCACCCACCGGCAGGCCGAGAGGAAGUCGCUGGCCCAGCUGAAGCGGCAGAUGAAGAGGAUCCGAACCAAGCAGUGGAAGUACCACCAGGGGUGGUGGUCCGGCACCUCCCUCCAGGGGCAGCCCGAGAGCCCGGCGGACCCUUCCCAGCAGAGGGAGCGGUGGUGGCGGCCCUGGUUAGACCACGCUGCAGUGCUGCAUUCAGGGGAAUAUUUCCUCUUUGAGUCGGACAGUGAGGAGGAGGAGGAGGCGGCGCCAGAGGAGCGGCAGCCGGGCAGGCAGAGCGCCUUCCAGCUCGCCUACCAGGCCUGGGUGACCAACACCAGGACAGCUUUGAGGCGGCAGCAGCAGGAGCAGCCGGAAUCGCCUGAUGCCGAGUUUACUGCAGAAGUCCAUGAAGUGAGUGAGGAGGAGGCAGCUGAAGAAGUCCAAGAGGAAGAGGAAAGCUCUGCGGCUCGGAGCAACGUGGUGCAGCGGGUGCUGAACACACUGCGGUUCCUGUGGGUGCUGUGCCAGGCCUUGGUGGACGGGCUGACCCAGUGGCUGGACGCCUGCACCCGGGAACACGCCAACAUGUCCAACAUCCUGCGCCUGGAGAGAUACAUGCUGGCCCGCCGGCUGGCCAGGGGAGAGGAGGUGAGCCGUGGGCUCCUGGAUGGGCUCUACCUGCCACCGCCAGAGGAGCCCCCUGAGGAGGAGGACCUGGAGGAGUCUGGGGAUGCAGACCCCCAAAAUGGCAUCGCUUCCAGGACCCUGACAGACCCCCCGCUGCCCACCGACAGCCAGGAGCAGGUGACAAGUCUGAGUUCCCAGGAGGACGUGGCCGGGUCUCAGGAGCUCCUGACCCUGCCUGGGAACCGCAGGCGGACAGCCAGUGAGCUCCUCCUGAGCAGGCAGCUGUUCAUCCCCGAGCUGGAAAUGUCAGAGCAGUUUUAUCGGACCCACAACCGGUUCCUGAAGCUGCUGCUGGCUGGGUACCGCUGCGUGGCCGCCCACUCCGAGCUGCUCUGCUACUUCAUCAUCAUCCUCAACAACGUGGUGACCGCCUCCAUCAUCUCCCUCUUCCUCCCCAUCCUCGUCUUCCUCUGGGCCAUGCUCUCCAUCCCCCGGCCCACCAAGCGCUUCUGGAUGCUUGCAAUCAUCUUCACCGAGGUGAUGGUGGUGGUGAAAUACCUCUUCCAGUUUGGGUUCUUUCCCUGGAAUGACUACGCCACGCUGGUGCGCGCUGAGGGCAAGCCCUUCUUCCCGCCCCGCAUCCUGGGAUUGGAGAAGAACGACAGCUACCUCAAGUAUGACCUUGCCCAGCUCCUGGUGCUCUUCUUCCAUCGCUCCCUGCUGCUGUCCUAUGGACUAUGGGACCUCGAGGAGAACACCUCCAAGAAGAAGACAGAGGCGGAGCAGGUGGAGGACGAGGAAGAGGAGGAGGAGAAGUGGGAGGAAGCAAUGUCUGUGCCACUGGUAAUGGGUGAAGAAAGGACAGAGCCGAGAGCACCAGGAGCAGCAGUGGAGACGGAGCCAGAGAGCGUGGGGCAGGAGGAGGGGGCUGGGGACACCCAGGUCCACUUGAGGAGGAGGAGGUGGGGGAGGAAACAGCCAGAGGUGGCUCCAGAGGAAGCCACUGGAUGUAAGGAGGAGGAGGAAAAGGAGGAAGAGGUAGAAACAGAACAGAGCCACGUUCAGAGGAAGCUGAAAGUGUUUGAGCUGCGCGUCAGGCACUUCUUCCGCACCAUGGUGCAGAACACGUACCAGCCGGUGCGCGGGUUCUUCCGGGACAUCCUGCACACACAGCACCGGGCGGCCACCGACGUCUACGCCUUCAUGUUCCUGGCUGAUGUGGUUGACUUCAUCAUCAUCAUCUUCGGCUUCUGGGCCUUUGGGAAACACUCGGCAGCCACCGACAUCACCUCCUCGCUCUCGGAUGACCAAGUGCCAGAGGCCUUCCUGGUCAUGCUGCUCAUCCAGUUCACCACCAUGGUCAUAGACCGUGCGCUCUACCUCCGCAAGACUGUGCUGGGCAAGCUCAUCUUCCAGGUCAUCCUGGUCUUCAGCAUCCACCUCUGGAUGUUCUUCAUCCUGCCGGCCGUCACCGAAAGGUUGUUCAACCUCAACACAGUGGCCCAGCUGUGGUACUUUGUGAAGUGCAUCUACUUCUCACUGUCAGCCUACCAGAUCCGCUGUGGCUACCCCACCUGCAUCCUGGGCAACUUCCUCACCAAGAAAUACAACCACCUCAACCUCUUCCUCUUCCAAGGGUUUCGUCUCGUGCCCUUCCUGGUGGAGCUGCGGGCUGUCAUGGACUGGGUCUGGACGGACACCACGCUCUCCCUCUCUAACUGGAUGUGUGUGGAGGACAUCUAUGCCAAUGUCUUCAUCAUCAAGUGCAGCCGUGAGACAGAGAAAAAAUAUCUUCAGCCCAAGGGGCAGAAAAAGAAGAAGAUUGUGAAGUAUGGCAUGGGGGGCCUCAUCAUCCUCUUCCUCGUGGCCAUCAUCUGGUUCCCACUGCUCUUCAUGUCGCUGGUGCGCUCCGUGGUGGGCGUUGUGAACCACCCCAUCGAUGUCACUGUCGCCCUCAAACUGGGGGGAUAUGAGCCACUGUUCACCAUGAGUGCCCAGCAACCAUCCAUCCAGCCCUUCACCCCCCAGGACUACGAAGACCUCACUGAGCAGUUUGAAAGGGACCCGGUGGCCAUGCAGUUCAUCACGCUGUACGGCUACGAGGACAUCGUGACCGCGCGCAUCGAGGGCAGCUCGGGCGCUCUCUGGAGCAUCAGCCCCCCCAGCCGGGAGCAGAUGCAGCGGGAGCUGCUGACCGGCUCCUCCGACGUCACCCUCCGCUUCACCUGGACCUUACAGAGGGACCUGGGCAAGGGGGGGACAGUGGAGAACACCUUCAGCAAGCACAGCACCAACCUGGAGCCCGGCGCCCCGCAACGCUUGCAGCUGGCCCAGCUGCUCCAGGGCACCCGUGACGCCCCUGUGCAAGUGCCCAGACUCUUCCCCAAAUACAUCCGGGCACCCAACAACCCUGAAGCUGACCCUGUCAAGCAGCUGCUGCCAGAGGGUGAGGACAGCUACCUGGACGUGGAGGUGCAGCUGAAACGGGAGCGGGCGAGCGCCGACAGGUUCUUGGAGUGGUGGGCAGGGGGGCUGCCCAGCUGCACCCCCGAAGGGUGCGGUGCAGGAUGUCCCGGCUCCUCCCACAGGAUCAUGGGGCUCUACGUCUCCAUCGUGCUGGUGAUCGGGAAGUUCGUGCGGGGUUUCUUCAGCGAGAUCUCGCACUCCAUCAUGUUCGAGGAGCUGCCCUGCGUGGAUCGCAUCCUGAAGCUGUGCCAGGACAUCUUCCUGGUGCGGGAGACGGGCGAGCUGGAGCUGGAGGAAGAGCUCUAUGCCAAGCUCAUCUUCCUUUACCGCUCCCCCGAGACCAUGAUCAAGUGGACGCGGGAGAAGGAGUAA